Molecule: messenger RNA, 1801 nt
Organism: Amborella trichopoda
Lineage: Eukaryota; Viridiplantae; Streptophyta; Magnoliopsida; Amborellales; Amborellaceae
Product: UDP-Glycosyltransferase superfamily protein
Biological process (GO): carbohydrate metabolic process
Molecular function (GO): undecaprenyldiphospho-muramoylpentapeptide beta-N-acetylglucosaminyltransferase activity
Source: RefSeq, a predicted model, not a curated record
ACGCGAACUGAGUUUUCAUGAAAUUUGGGUUUCUCCAUCACUGUUGCUAUUGCUUGAAAAUGGAGUGUUUCUUUGUUCUUUCACCAGCAAACAAAACAAAUGUAGGGUUUAUGAAACAUAGAAAGUAAGUACAGAGGUCAAUGGCACUUCUCUCUCCUCAUUCCACUGUCAUUGCCCGCUCUACCACCUUCUUCGUCUUCAGCAGAGGCAGCGGUUACAGAGACCGCCAUUUGUGGGUUCACAAAGAAGGACCGGAAGGCAGGUUAGGCUCAGGAUCUCUGCUUGCUUGGCACUGAAAGGUCCGGAGGAGGGAAAUGCCUCUCCAUCACUCUCCUCCAAUGAAUCAGGCAAUUUCAGGAUCAUGUUCGCUGCUGGUGGCACUGGAGGCCACGUCUACCCUGCCAUUGCAAUCGCUGAUGAGAUCAAAGCCAUGCACCCAAAUGCUUUCAUUCGAUUCGUUGGCGCCAAAGAAAGGAUGGAAUGGAAUGCCGUCCGCUCUGCUGGGUUCGAAAUUGUCCCCUUCCCCUAUCCUGCACUAAAACACCCCUUCUUCUCUCCCCAAAACUUCUUUCUACCCUUCCAACUCCUCAUUUCCUUUGCAUCGAGCUGGAAAAUUCUCAAUGAUUUCUCCCCCCAAAUUGUGGUUGGGACAGGUGGCUAUGUGUCAGGACCCUUGUGCUUGGUCGCGGCUCUUAGAGGCUUCAAAGUUGUGAUUCAAGAGCAAAAUUGCCAGCCGGGGUUGACAAAUAGGAUACUCUCUCUCUUUGCGACUCUCAUUUUUGUUUCUUUCCCUGCUUCUGUGGGCUUCUUCCCAAAAAGCAAGUGUGUGAUCACUGGUAACCCCGUGCGCCCAUCUCUCAGAAGGUUUGUGUCAAAGGCAGUUGCAAGGUCACAUUUCUUUCCCAAGGCUGCAAGGUCGGCGGCUUCUGCUCAGUUGGUUUUGAUCCUUGGAGGCUCUUUGGGUGCAAAUGCAAUCAAUAUUGCAGUUUUGAACUUCUAUUUGCAAAUGUUGUCGGAGCAUAAGAAUAGGUAUAUUAUAUGGCAAACUGGGCUUGAUGCGUUUGAUGAGAUGGAGAGCCUGGUGCGGGGUCAUCCUCGAGUGUCAUUGGUAUCGUACAUGCAUAGAAUGGAUAUGGCUUAUGCUGCUGCAGACCUCGUUGUUUCUAGAGCUGUUUCCAUGACAUGUACCGAGAUUUUGGCCACAGGGAAGCCUUCUAUCCUGAUUCCGUCACCAAAUGCUGCAGAAGAUCAUCAAACAAAAAAUGCAUCUAUUAUGGCUGAGAUAGCAGGUUCAAAGGUUCUAGCUGAAGAUGAACUUGAUUCGACUACUCUUGCUAAUGUUAUUGAGGAGAUUCUAGGAAACGAGACGUUAAUGGCAGAGAUGAGUGAGAAAGCAACGAAGGCAGCAAUGCCGGAUGCAUCCACACGAAUUGCUGAACGUAUCCUUUCUCUUGUUGAUCUUUCCGCUGGCAAAAGUUCAAAAUAAACAAUGUCUUGUUUUUUAAUAUGAACUCGUGAGAUAAAUCUUCUUCUAAUGUGCCUUUCAAUUCGAGGUACUUUUUUUGUGCAACCUCGGGUUGGUUGUCUUAGUUUGAGAGCUUUGUGAGCUUGAAAUGAUCGCUCUUGAAAGUAUUUGUAUUGAUUCUUGUAGCCCUUGCCUUAAUCAGGCACUCUACUUUUUGUGGUUUAGGGAAUUACGUUGGGUCAACUUUGGGAUAACCAAUUCAACCCUGUUUCAUGUAAUGCACGUCCACACCAGUAAUAUGUGAACCAAGUUAGUAUAUUGGACCUGAUUGAACAA